This is a messenger RNA of Dipodomys ordii (Ord's kangaroo rat), 612 nucleotides long. RefSeq names its product colipase, pancreatic (gene Clps). Gene Ontology annotation, biological process: lipid catabolic process; positive regulation of catalytic activity; digestion. Lineage: Eukaryota; Metazoa; Chordata; Mammalia; Rodentia; Heteromyidae. Gene Ontology annotation, molecular function: enzyme activator activity; lipase binding. Bases 109 to 450 code for a protein of 113 amino acids. The record is from RefSeq and is a predicted model, not a curated record. The transcript has 4 exons. Gene Ontology annotation, cellular component: extracellular region.
AAGCCACGUGGACAAAGCCCUUUUUAAGGUGCCGCAACAUUCAACUAGCUGUCUUCUGCCAUCUGACCUGCUAGAUCUACCAUCACCAGGGACCAAGCACCAUUUGCCAUGGAGAAGAUCCUCGUCCUCCUGCUGAUCACCCUCGCGGUGGCCUGUGCAGCUCCUCCAGACCCCCGCGGAAUCAUCAUCAACCUGGACGAAGGCGAGCUCUGCCUCAACAGCGCCCAGUGCAAGAGUGGCUGCUGUCAACACAACACCGUCCUGGGCCUCGCCCGAUGCACGCAGAAGGCCAGGGAGAACGCCGAGUGCUCUCCUAAGCACAUCCAGGGGGUUUACUACCGAUGUCCCUGUGAGCGGGGCCUGUACUGUGAAGGGGACAGGAGCAUCAUUGGUGCCAUUACCAACACCAACUAUGGCAUCUGCCUUGAUACCAACCGCUCCAAGGAGUGAGGCCGCCCACACGCCCCGGCCCCUAGUCCUGUGCACCAUAGGACACUACGCCAGACCACCUCUCCCUUCCUCCACGGCCUCCCGGGCUGGCCCCCUCCUCUUCCUCCAGCCCCUCUGGGAUCUGAUUGGGCUCUCAGCAAUUAAAGCCCACCUGCAACCCUC